Solenopsis invicta (red fire ant) is the source of this 5455-nucleotide messenger RNA. It is a transcript of the gene mus201, whose product is annotated as DNA repair protein complementing XP-G cells. Bases 1560 to 5048 code for a protein of 1162 amino acids. The record is from RefSeq and is a predicted model, not a curated record. Gene Ontology annotation, cellular component: nucleus. Lineage: Eukaryota; Metazoa; Arthropoda; Insecta; Hymenoptera; Formicidae. Gene Ontology annotation, biological process: nucleotide-excision repair. Gene Ontology annotation, molecular function: single-stranded DNA binding; DNA endonuclease activity. The transcript is spliced from 10 exons.
UAAACAGUAGCAUCAUUGCAUUUUUACGGAAAAGAUAACGCGUUUGUUUGAAUAAAAAAAUUAACUUAUUUCAUACGUUACGUAAAAGCGAUCGUUAUAUUUUAUCGUAUCUUCCAGCGUAUUUAUUAUUUAUUUGCUCGCUCGAUCUAUAAUCUUUGAUAUAAUUAUUUUUUGACAUUUUCAAAACUCGCGAUGAACCAGCUAUUAAUAUGACGUCCAGAAAUAACUUAACCUAUCCGGCUAUCCUAUCGAAUCGACAUCGAAACGAUAUUUACAGUUUGAUGAUUUCGACUGUCGAAUCGAUAUCGAUUCCAUUUUCAUUUCUCACUGUAAGGCUAGGGAACUGGGGAGUGGCUUUCCUCAUUUAAAUCACUUUAGUGCUAUACUAUUACGCUUUAGUUUUUUUUUUUUAUUUAAUUUGUACCGUGUCGAGUGUCUGCACUAGCUGAGAUUUUCUGAUUCCGCCCAAUUAUAAGUUGCAAAAUAAAAACAAGUUAAAAAAUAAUAGUCGUGCGUUAAAUUAUAAGCGGCCGCAACAUAAAUUAAAUAGAACACAACUAUUGUAAUGAAAUGGCUAGAUGAUGGUAAAAUGAUAAAAUGUCGCUCCCCCUUAUUGACGGGGGCACAUAUCUAUAAGCUGCAAGGGCAACACAUAUCUAUAUAGUACAUUGCACUUUUUUAUCUCCUUUUUUGUCAAGUGAACAUAUAAUUCUCGCAAUACGCAGUGUAUAUACGUAAUGCGCGCGCAAGUUUUUUUUUUUUACAAAAGUCGAAUAUCCCAAAUCACAAACGAUUCCCACGCUCCUUCUUUUUACGCGAAGGCGCCAAGAUACACGUCGGAGCGGCACGGCGCGGAAUUAUACCGCGAGCGUGAUUCCGAUACGAUCUACUAUUGUAAUUGCGUGUUGCGCCAUUUUAAUUAUUAUCGCGUUGCCCCUAUGGGAUAAAUAAGAUGCGCAAUUGACUUGCUGCGCUUUAAAACACAGUCAAAUGUCGCGUAUUAAAAGCAAUGCGUCUUCUCUUGCCAUAUAUUACGAUCGUCUUUCGAUCGUUCGAAUCACAUGAAAGAUCAUAGAUUGAUUGCGCAACGUAUAUAUUUGAAUUUGCUCCAAGUUAUUGUAGCAAAGUUUGAGUUAUUUCGCAGGCACCUGCGAACGCCAGCGAGCGCAGCGGAAUGCGGGGCAACCCAGGAGAACCCGAAGCGAUUCAACUCUGUGUGACCGCUAUCACGUCGCGCGAGUCACGUCGAAUUUAAAAGUUUGUUUUCUUCGUCAGCUGACCGCGCGCGGAGUAUGCGUGUGUGCAGGCAAAGUGCGAGCCACUAGACCAACGCUUCAACCGCUCGCACUCGACUCGGAAUAUCCAAUCGUUCCACCAAACUUGUAUACUAAUUAAUGUUAACUAUCAGGUUAUGUUGUAUAACAGAUUAAAUUUGAAAAAAUUAUGAAGCGCUUAGAAAAUAAAAGGAAAAACAAUACAUGUCGGGAAAAUCGUACAUAUAAUUGUCUCUUAGUGACACGUGCGUGCGUUUCCCUGCCAUCGCGAUUUCUAAUUGGAUAAUGGGAGUAUAUGGCUUGUGGAAGUUGCUCGAGGCAUCCGGAAAACCGGUACCCCUGGAAAGCCUCGAGGGCAAGGUCUUGGCGAUCGAUGUAUCGAUAUGGAUAUACCAAAUAUUGCAAGGAUACCAAGAUCGUCAUGGUACCCCUAGACCUAAUGCCCAUUUGCUUGGAUUAUUUACUAGAAUAUGCAAACUCCUAUAUUACAAAAUCAAGCCUGUAUUCGUCUUUGAUGGAGGUGUACCCAUGCUUAAGAAAAAUACAAUUGCCUUGCGCAGGAAGCAGAAAUCUAUUGCCACAAGUAAGGCGCAAAAGAUGAAGGCGGAUUUGAUAAACAACUUGAUAAAGCACAGCGUUGUAAAAACUGUUCUUAACAAGGAUCAAAAUUCCAAGGAUCAAAAUAGCGAGGCGAUACAAAUAACAAUGAAUAUGCAAACCAAACGUUCCGAUCAAGAUAUGUUUGCUCUGCCUGAUAUGCCUGGUAUCAGUGAUAUACAGAAUUAUGUCGAUGACGAUCAACACGAUUCUGACACUAUUGUCCAACUGAGUCCACGAAAACAGUCUAAAUGGAUAGGCAAUAUACAUAAUGUUGACGUAACGAGCAGCGAAUUUAAAGCGUUACCUGCAGACGUUCGUUACGAUAUACUCACUGAUCUUAAAGAAACGAGAAAACAAAAUUCCUGGGGCCGCUUGCAUGAAAUGCCACAAGAAUCGCAAGAGUUCUCAGGCUUCCAAUUGAAACGUUUACUUAAACGUAGACACGUGCAAACGUCUUUAGAAUCUGCUGAGAAGGAAAUGGGUGGAAAGACACUGACAUUAGAGGAGUUGGACAAACUGUUGACUGAACAAGGUGUUGAUACAAAGGGCAGAGACGCGGCUUUUCGUAUAGCCGCGGAUGAUACAACCAGAUUGAUUUACAUCUCUGACAAGAAUUUGUUAACAACAAAAUCUGUUGCAAACGAACCAGAGGGUAGAAGUGCGGAUACAAAUGAACAAGUUGAACCUAUUGCUGGUCCAAGUAAUCCCACGUCAAUUGUAGAAAACAUUGAUGAAUAUGAAUUAAAUGAUUCCGACAGUGAAGCCGAUGUAUCAAUCUAUGAUGAUUCUUUAUCCAUUGCAGAAAACAUUAAUGAGUAUAAAUUGGACGAUUCUGAUGUUGAGGUCGAUGUACCAAUCUAUAACGACUCUCUACUUAUCGCAGAAAACAUAAACGAAUACACGUUUGAUAGCGAUUGUGAAUCUGAAAAUAAUAUAAACGAAUCAUUGACAUUAUCGGGGAAGAGCACGAUGAAUCCUGCAUUAACAUACAUGUUAGAAUAUAGUGGUUUGUCUCAAAAUCAGAUUAUGCAUGUUAUUAAACGUAACAAGGAUGAAAGUCAUAAAACUACGAGCAAGAAUAUAAAAGCAACCGUAAACGAUAUUUGUACUGAAUUAACACAAGUUACACAACCAAUGGAUGAUAGCACGAUGUUAACAAUUCCUGAAAAUUGUGAGCAAGUUUUGAAAUCUGUACAACCGCAGAGUACGAAGGAUAUAUACACGCCCAAAGAGAAUAAGGCUGUUGAAUUAAUUAUGCCUAAUCCAGAUAAUGUCACUAAACUAUUGGAAAGUGAUGUCAAGAUUUCAAAUGUCACUACCACAUCUGACACUUCAAAUUUAAACAAAGAAAUAAUAUUUGAGGAGCGUUCUGCUGCAAAUGCUUUCUCCUCCAAAUCUAACGAUAUAGCGCAAAUAGAUACGUCAGAUUCUGAUUCCGAUGAUUUCAUCGAAAUUCAAGAUGUACCGAUAUAUGAUAUGAAUAUUUCAAGGAACACUACGGAGAAAAAAAAUAUCGAGAUAACUUUUAAAUCGGAUAAAAAACUAGAGGACGAUAUGUUUGCCGAUAUAUUUGAAAAAGUUAAUAAAGAAGAAGUUAUAUCGAUAAGUAAAGAGCAAGAACAGUUUGUCAAUACAGCAAACAAUAAAUGUCCAACACAAUUGAUUUCUAAACACAGUAAUAAUUUAAAAGAUAGUUUCUUAGAUACUAUAGCUGAAGAAUCAAUCGAGAAAGAAACCAAUAUUGAAUUGCCAGAAAAUACUCAGCAAGACGAAUACUUGAGCAAGAAUAUUUCGUCGACUGACGAAGAUAAAAUACAUGACGUCCAAAACUUGAAUAAAUUAUCAGAGCAAGAUGAUACAGAUACGCCUACUCAAAUUAAUCCUCUUGAUGAAUGUAUACAGGAGAAGCCAGUAGAGAGAGUGUUACCUAUUAACGAAGAAGAUUUGAUGGAAUUGAAGGGACAAUUAGAAGAUGAGCAAGAAGAACUGGCAAAAGACAUUGGCAAACUCGAGAGACAAGCUACCAAUAUUUCUGACCAAAUAAGAACCGAUGCACAGGAGCUAUUACGUUUGUUCGGCAUACCGUAUAUAGUAGCUCCCAUGGAAGCGGAAGCCCAGUGUGCAUAUUUGGAGCAAAUUAAAUUAACCAACGGCACAAUUACUGAUGAUUCUGAUAUCUGGCUUUUUGGAGGUCAAUGUGUAUACAAGAAUUUUUUUAAUCAAAACAAAAAAGUAUUACAAUUUCGUUCCUGUGAUAUUCAACAUCAUUUUAAACUCAGCCGCAAUCAAUUGAUACAAUUGGCCCUUUUGGUUGGCAGCGAUUAUACCACAGGGGUGACUGGCGUUGGACCAGUUACCGCGCUAGAAAUAUUAGCCGCAUUUCCUGCCGAUGGAGACAAUGUGUUAUAUGGGUUACAUAAUUUUUGUUCAUGGAUAAAGAAGGGAAUGGUUGCUACUCCUGGGAAAACAGGCUUACGCAAUAAAUUGCGAAGCAUGAAAUUGAACAGAGAUUUCCCAAAUCAAGCGGUUGUCCAAGCGUAUCUCUUUCCCACGGUCGACGAAUCAAAGGAAACUUUUACCUGGGGUAAGCCGAACGUUGUGCUACUUUGCGACUACGCUAGGCAGAAAUUUGGAUGGACAAAGGGCAAAUUCGACGACACGAUGAUUCCGAUAUUGAGAAGAAUGGAAGAAAAUAAGAAUCAAAAAUUAUUAGAUAUGUAUUUCAAAGCGAAAGCGUCUCCGCGUUCUAUCGAACCAAACUUGAGUAAAAGAGUACAGAAGGCUUUGCGCAGAUUAAAUAAUGACGAUAUGGACACGGACAGUAACGUAGAUGACGAACCUCGAAUUAAGAAAAGCAAAAAAAGCAGUAAUGUUCAAAAAUCGAGCGAUGGAAAGAAUUCAAUUAUCGAACUUGAGACAUCGGUUCAAGAGAGUAUCCCGUCUAUUAAAACAAGUACUAUCCCCGAGAAAUCUAUUAAAGCCGUUAAAAAGGAAUAUACUAAGGAAUAUAUACCACAACGAGAAAAAGAUAAGGCAUGCGCGUUAGAAAGAAAAUUGCACGCUAUAGAAAUAUUUAGAAAAUCGAAACAAGGCCUGGACAAAACGAAAAAAGUCAAAUGCAAGGUACGAAAAAUCAAAGAACAGGCAGAAUUAUCGGAAAGUGAUAGCAACUAGAUCUAUUUGAUAAAAGAAAAAAAAAUGCACAUUCAUUAUAUAGAUCUCUUUUGAAAUAUGUUACUAUGUUAAUAUUGAGCUCUAUUUCUUUGUACAAGCUCUAUAGUAAUGCGUAACUAAAUUGAGCUAAACUGAGAUUUUUUUACAAUUUUUUCUUCACGACAAGAAGAGAAUUUAAUAGUCAUUCGUCAUUAUAUCAAUAAUAUACCUUUGUAUUUUAUCGAUAAGAUUGGGUGGUUCUCGAAUUUUUCACGUCGGCAUGGUGCGAUUAAAUUUGAUAAAUUUAUAUACAAAUUUAUUAUUAAAUAUAUACAACAUUAAUAAUAAUGUAACAGAAUUGUCCUAUAAUUUAUUUUUAGAAUGUAAAUUUGUUAAUUACACUUAUUAAAAUCUGUCUAUAUGUUAAA